Messenger RNA from Miscanthus lutarioriparius, 1551 nucleotides. Lineage: Eukaryota; Viridiplantae; Streptophyta; Magnoliopsida; Poales; Poaceae. The record is from the annotation of a GenBank genome assembly.
AUGUCCAAGACUGAGAGCAGAAAGCUGUCCGAUGACUAUGAAGUUGUGGAUGUCCUUGGCCGAGGCGGGUUCUCGAUAGUGAGGAGGGGAGUGAGCAAAUCGGAGGGGAAGACCCAGGUCGCCAUAAAGACCUUGCGAAGGCUUGGCCCGGCCAUGAACGGGAUUCAGCAAGGGUCAAAGGGUGGCCUUCCGAUGUGGAAGCAGGUAUCCAUCUCUGACGCCUUGCUCACCAACGAGGUUCUCGUCAUGAGGAGGAUAGUUGAGAACGUCGCGCCACAUCCCAACGUCAUAGGCCUGCAUGAUGUGUACGAGGAUGCGCAUGGUGUGCACCUGAUCCUGGAGCUGUGCUCUGGUGGUGAACUGUUUGAUAGGAUAGUGGGGCGUGACCGGUACUCGGAGUUCGAUGCAGCAGCUGUUAUUCGUCAGAUUGCUAAGGGGUUGGAGGCUCUUCAUAAGGCAAACAUCAUACACAGGGACUUGAAGCCAGAGAACUGCCUCUUCUCUGACAAGAAUGAAGAUUCCACGUUGAAAAUCAUGGAUUUUGGUCUAAGUUCUGUCGAAGAUUUCAGCGACCCAAUUGUGACUCUGUUCGGGUCGAUAGAUUAUGUUUCGCCAGAAGCUCUCUCAAGGCAAGAUGUUUCAGCUUCAAGUGAUAUGUGGUCCGUUGGGGUAAUUCUAUAUAUUCUGUUAUCUGGAUGCCCGCCAUUUCAUGCACCAACUAAUCGAGAAAAGCAGCAAAGGAUACUGCAAGGAGAAUUCAGUUUCCAGGACCAUGCAUGGAAAACAAUAUCUUCAUCAGCCAAAGAAUUGAUUUCCAGGCUUCUUUCUGUUGAGCCUUACAAGAGGCCAACAGCAAGUGAUCUUCUGGGGCAUCCUUGGGUGAUUGGAGACUGGGCAAAGCAAGACCUCAUGGACGCAGAGGUCAUAUCAAAGCUGAAGAGGUUCAAUGCUAGAAGGAAGCUGCGGGCAGCGGCAAUCGCAAGCGUCCUCAGCAGCAAGGUGGCUUUGAGGACAAAAAGGCUGAGGAACCUUUUGGGAACACAUGACCUGAGCUCAGAGGAGCUAGACAAUCUGCGGGCUUAUUUUGCACAAAUAUGCGCGGACGGCGAGAACGCGACGCUGGCGGAGUUCGAGCAGGUGCUGAAGGCGAUGAAGCUGGAGUCGCUGGUCCCUCUGGCGCCGCGCGUGUUCGACCUGUUCGACAACAACCGCGACGGCACGGUGGACAUGAGGGAGAUCCUCUGCGGGCUCUCCAGCCUCCGCAACUCCCGCGGCGACGACGCGCUCCGGCUCUGCUUCCAGAUGUACGACGCCGAUCGGUCGGGGUGCAUCAGCAAGGACGAGCUGGCGUCGAUGCUGCGAGCGCUGCCCGAGGAGUGCCUGCCGGGCGACAUCACGGAGCCCGGGAAGCUGGACGAGGUGUUCGACGAGAUGGACGCCAACGGCGACGGCAAGGUGAGCUUCGACGAGUUCAAGGCGGCCAUGCAGAAGGACAGCGCCCUCCAGGACGUCGUCCUCUCGUCCCUCCGGACUCCGGCGCCGGGGCAGUAG